AUGCGGAACCCUGAAGCCUUGGCGGCCCAUGAAGGGUACGGCGAUGAUGUACUCUCAAUUGUGAGCCGGGUUGUGACCUCAGAAACUCAACAGAGGGAGACUCUAGACAUCGACUGUCCAGCCCCGCCAGGAAAGAUCAGGCAGGGACUAGUCACUUGCCUGAUACUCCUGUGCAAUUUGAUCCAGUUUACUUCAAUGUUUGCCACCGUAGCCGGCGGCUAUGGAUUCAGUGCUCGACUCGGCCGGAAAGUCGGAGCUUCACAAGCGAACUGGAUGCCGGCCGCGUAUGGACUGACCCAGAGUGCGUUCGUUCUGAUUAGCGGUCGGCUAGGAGCAAUCUAUGGCCACCAAAGACUCCUUUUGCUGGGGGGAGCGAUCUUCGUUAUCUUCUCGAUUUGCAACGCAUUUUGCACCACGUAUGCGUCGUUCAUCGCCAUGCGUGCGAUGACCGGGAUCGGAGGGGGAAUCCUCAUGCCGAACGCCGUGGCGGUGCUUACCAUCAUGAUCCCGCCGGGCAGAGCCCGGAAUUAUACUCUGGCCCUCUUUGCAGCGUCACCGCCCAUAGGCGCUUUGAUCGGAGCAUUGAUCACCGGAGCGAUCUUGGAAUCUACGGAUUGGAAAUGGAUUUUCGUGAUCAUUGCGUGUCUAGGCGUUGCAGCUUUUGGGGGGCUUUUCUUUGCCGCCCCGCCCGAGGAGAGAUUGGCCAAAGAUGGCAAAGUGGACUACGUGGGCGCCGUGCUUGGCCUGGGUGGGCUUAUUCUGUUCAAUGUUGCAUGGAACCAGGCCCCGUCUACUGGAUGGGAGACACCAAGCACUAUCGUGAUCUUGGUGGUCUCAGUGAUUAUGAUAAUCCUCUUCUUCGUCUGGGAAACAUGGUAUGCUGCGGAGCCGAUCAUGCCGGUGAAAAUCUUCCAGGCCCCCAGUUUCAAGGCUUUGAUUCUGGUCGUCCUUUUCAUAUACAUGUCCGUUGGAAUCUCACUGUGGUACAUGGUGGCGUGGGAACAGCUGAUCCGCGAUUGGACGGUCCUUCAUGUCGCAGUGGGGUGGAUUCCCUACGGCCUCGGGGCGUCGAUUGCGGUGACGGGGGCCGCCUGGCUGAUCCCACACCUGGAGGCGCAGUAUAUCCUCGCCAUGGGAUGCCUCGCUUCCCUGGCGUCCCUGGUGCUGCUAGCGACCAUGCCGGAGCAGCAGAUGUACUGGGCCCAGAUCUUCCCCUCGACUGUGCUCGGCAGUUUUUGCCCCGAUUUCGUUUACGUCGCCGCUCAGAUCAUUGCCAGCAAUAGCGUCCAGAAACACGAGCAGGGGGUUGCGGGCAGCCUGAUCGGAACGUUGAAUCUCUAUGGCAAUAGUCUUGGGCUCGGGUUUGCGGGCAUCGUUGAGGUUCAGGUGGCCAAGCACCGGGAGUCUGAAGUCGCCGGCUAUAGGGCUGCCCUCUGGUUUGGUGCCGCUCUUUCGAUCUCGGCUUUGGUCUUGGAUCUGGCAUUCGUGAGACUACGCCAUGUCGACCAUGAGGAUUGGGGCUCAGAUCAUACGCCCCCUGCUGGCCCCAUAGUCGACAUCUGA
This is a messenger RNA of Aspergillus uvarum CBS 121591, 1563 nucleotides long. RefSeq names its product MFS general substrate transporter. Lineage: Eukaryota; Fungi; Ascomycota; Eurotiomycetes; Eurotiales; Aspergillaceae. Gene Ontology annotation, molecular function: transmembrane transporter activity. The coding region runs from base 1 to 1563 and encodes 520 amino acids. The record is from RefSeq and is a predicted model, not a curated record. The transcript has 5 exons. Gene Ontology annotation, cellular component: membrane. Gene Ontology annotation, biological process: transmembrane transport.